AUCGAUACUAGAUUUUCCUGUGAAAUUAUUAUGUCAAUACGUCAAGCAUAAACCCUUAAAGGUAAGGGCCUCUAAUUGUAAACAGGCUGAAAUGGGCAAGAAGCCUAAUUGCUUUAUCAAGACCUUUUUCAUUACUGCAAUUCAACUGCUUUUUUUAGUUAAAAAGCAGCCCCUUUUACUGCACCUAUUGCAUGGCAUCGAACAAACCAUACUCCAAUAAUUCUGUUAAAAACAAAAUUUUUAUGUUGCUUCCCAGCCAAUACGUGGUUGGGUAAGAGUAGAUUACCAACCUAUGAAGCUUUCCUUUCUGCUUCUUUAUCACCCACUUUCAUCCCACUCCCGAAAGUACAGAACAAAAGCAACAAAAAGCAGAGCUUUCUCUUCUCUAUAUAAACGAUCUCAAGGGCUUCUGCAUAUCCUCAUGCUAAGCCCUGCCCUUACAUUCUUCAGUUCUUGGAUCCAAAUCACGGUUCUCUUCUUCUGUUAAGUCUGUUAGUUGUGUUUUUCAAUCUUUCAAAAUUUCAAACAUGAAGAACAAAGCUUUCUUCAUCUUGAAGUUGAAGAGGAUGGUUUCAUUGCUGAGCUGCAUUGCAAAGGCCAGGACCAUGGCUAUCAAGAGCAAAACCAGCGCAAUCAAGGCUCGUUUGAUCAUGUUUUCUUUGGUGAAGUGCAAAAAGGUUUUGUUGAGUUCAAUAUCUAACAAAAUUCAUAACAUUCUUGGCCAGAGCGAAAGGGAGAGCCAAGAUGACAAUGAGGACCAAAGCAAGGCUAUUGUUCUUUACAAUAAUGCCUUGGCCGAAGAAUCGCAUUCGAGUUGCAUCCAGUUAGCAGACGAGAUCGAUGAUGUUAAUGAUGAUGAUAAGUACCCUGACCUCACGCACUCGCUAUUUGAUGAAGAAGAUUUCAAUGACCCAGGAGGUUCCAUCAUCGAUUUGGUGAAGAAUUCCAAAGAGGAAGGAGAAGAUUUCAGCUUGGAAGAUGAAAUUGAUCAUGUUGCGGACUUGUUCAUUAUGAGAUUUCACAAGCAGAUACGUUUGCAGAAGCUGGAAUCAUUCAAGAGGUUUCAAGAGAUGCUUGAAAGAAGCCUUUAAUUGCUGCAAUUUUUUUUUUUUUUUUUUGUGAGCUACCGAUCAGUCAUUUUCUGCUCGCAGUGGACGGUGAAUUCUCUGCAAAUAAAAUGCAAAGAUUGGGCCGGAUUUCUCUGCUACUUUUGAAUGGAGGAUCCAAUUUCCAUAACGGGCCCUUUGAAUCCUCACUGUUAAGCAAGAUGCAUGUACAUCAGGUGAAAAAAACCAGUGUAAUAAAAUUAAGUCCGAUUGCAGUA
Messenger RNA from Hevea brasiliensis (rubber tree), 1324 nucleotides. RefSeq lists its product as uncharacterized. The record is from RefSeq and is a predicted model, not a curated record. Lineage: Eukaryota; Viridiplantae; Streptophyta; Magnoliopsida; Malpighiales; Euphorbiaceae. Bases 528 to 1091 code for a protein of 187 amino acids. The transcript has a single exon.